AUACGUUGGGUGUGCUUUGAGGCCACAAGGGUUAGGGAAGGGCUUCGGGCUGGGGCGCAGUACAAUUGAAACAUGCAACCUCCUCCAAGAAAGGGAAACUACGCCAAGUUCUUGAAGACACUUCAUUCCGAACAAGUUGCAAAAUUACAAGCAAAGAACCAGCAUGAAUGUGAUCUUUUAGAAGACAUCAGGAAUUUCACUCUGAAGAGAUCAGCAAUAGAGAAAUCGUAUUCGGAGUUGAGAAUUUCGCGCGCGGGUGCUCACACUGCGAACGAGAAGGAGAAGCAGACGUGGAGGGGACUCUCAAGAGAGAAGCAGAAGGAAGGCGCCGAGGAAGGUAUCGCAAGUGUAAAUACCAGUGUCUCCACAAACACAAGAAAGAACAUGUGGAAUGUGUGGCGAACUGUGUUAGAAGAGAAUGAAAAGCUUGCCCGCGCCCGUCUGGCGGCUGUCGAAGUCUUUCAUCAGCAAAUUGCAGACGAUGCCAAAAUUUUGCGUGCGCAGAAAGUUCAGACAGCCCGCAAGUGCGUGGAACAACUGCAGGUGAUUCAGAAGGAAUUACAGAUGUGCGUUCAAGAUGUUGACAAGACGAAAAAAAUGUACUUUGAAGAGGAGCAUAGUGCGCAUGACGUGCGUGACAAGGCGAAGGACAUCGAGGAAAAGCUAAAAAAGAAGAAGGGUUCGUUCUUCCAGUCUAUUACCUCACUCCAAAAGAACAGUGCCAAGGUCUCAUCGAAACGCGAGCAAUUAGAAGAAAAGUCGACAGGUGCACGUAAUGAAUAUUUGCUCAGCUUAGCUUCUGCUAAUGCUCAUCAAACUCGUUAUUUCACUAUGGAGAAUUGUGUCUUCGAAAAAGUGGCCGAAUACCUAAUGCUCAUUGGGCGAACGGAACUGCUCACAUGUUCAGCCACGCAGACAUCUUUCACACGCAUCAGGGACCAAGCGCAACAGUUGACCCGUGAGUACAACCUGCAGUGCCUCUACCUGUACUACCCUGUACUGAAACAACACGUUCAGUACGAUUUUGAAGCUUGCGAGAAUGAUACGGUGGACAAAGUGACGGCGGAGCACGCUUCAGCUGUCCAAAGCCUCAGCAAGGAAGCAAGACGCUGGGCUACGCGCAUCACGCGAGAAAACAACAACAUUCGCGAGUACACAAGAAAACUACAUAUUUACCAGCAGAUGCGAGAUUCGGGUCAAAAGACUGACCCAAAUGAUAUUAAUGGACCUGAUUUAGAAACUAAAAUUGAAGAAUUACGACAAGGAGUUCGCAGAUCGGAGACUUCGAAGCUCAAAGCGGAGGCAAGAAUAGAAUGCUUGCGGAAUGGUGGAGUCAAUGUGGAUGAGUGGAUGCAGGAAGCGGACAAUCUUAGUGUUCAAGAUCUACCUCGCUCGGCUAGUUCGCUGUCUGUACGUACGGAUGCUUCAGGCACCGGGGAGCCGCUGGGCUCCGAUGGCUACUACGACAGCGACGCCGACGCCGGGUCGGAGGCGGCGGUGGCGGCGGCGGGGGCGCCGGCGGCCGCGGACGCCGAGCCCAGCGGCGACGCCGAGGAGCGCGACCAGGACGAGGGGGCCGAGGUGGACGGGCAUAUGGGGCCCAAUGAUGUUUUAAGUUGUGUUGUACAAACAGAUCUCUUCAAACUUUCUAUUUGCAUUUCUGGAGACUUGUUUCUUCUGGGUGCUCCCACUCCAUACUAUGAGUGGUCAGAAAUGUGCAGAACCCUGAAAUCUACUCUUGCAUUUAAGAGAUUUGAAAAUAGAGAAAAGACAAACAAGCCUCAGGUAAAAUUAAAGCAAGUGGUUCUUGAAAAGCACAUACUUUUCCUUAUUAAAACUGUUGUUGUUAUGCAACUUGUUAAACUAUUGCAACUUCUAUCCCAGUUUCCCCAAAAUAUUCAUUUUUAUUUAAACAAACUCAUAUUUGCACAGAAUGAAGUGAAUACGAUGGUGGAGCAGGAGCGGCAGCGGCUGGAGCAGCUGACCGCCGGCUGGGACGACCCCACGCAAGUGGACUGGGGGCCCGAUGACAGCGAGGUGUCGGCGGCGCCCGAUGCCAACACCGACUCCUUGCAAACAGUGGUCACGGCGCCUCCCAGCGCGGACCACCCCUGCAAGUGCAUCGCACUCUACAACUACACAUGCGCAGAACGACGACGAGCUGAGCAUCGUGGAGAACGAGCAGUUUGGAGGUGCUGGGCGAAGGCGACGCGACGGCUGCUGCGGCGCGCCGCAACUUACCCGCGGCUAGAGGGCUACGUGCCGCACAAUUACUUUGGGACUUGCAAGAAAUUCGACUUCAAACUUUGA
Messenger RNA from Gryllus bimaculatus (two-spotted cricket), 2310 nucleotides. NCBI's taxonomy places the organism in Eukaryota, Metazoa, Arthropoda, Insecta, Orthoptera, Gryllidae. The record is from the annotation of a GenBank genome assembly.